GCAACAUCGAGAAUUUCAAUCAAUCAAUUUUUUUUCAGUAUGUUUUGUGACCAUGUUACGAUGUUCGCGCGCCGGCUAAAAAGUUGUGAUAAAAUGUGUCUAUAACAAAAUGUAUUCCAGCAAUUGAUGUGUUAUUCGAAUUAUUACAAUGGGAUCUGCGUACGACGAGACUGUGUUUGAUUUUGAUUUGAACUUUCUAAACCCUACUACUACUACUACCACCACAGCUAACACGGUUCAAGAAUUGCAGGCAAAGAAUGAAAAAUUGAGAAGAUCAGUUAUUUUCUUGAAAAAGAAAAUCCUAUUUUCAAAUUCUGCUGUGACAAGGUAUAAAAAUGCAAGAAGUUAUGCUAAUGUAUUGGAAAACAACCAAGUAUUUAACAAGGAAGGUUGUAAACAGCAUCUAAUUGAAAUCAGAAACUUCAUUGAAAAAGUCACCAAAUUAGAAAAUGAAAAUCAAGCUGCAGAAAAUAGAGAAAGAGAAAAGGAUGAAACCAUUUCUGAAUUACAAAACAAAAUAUGUGCUUUGCAAUCCCUGGAAACACAGCUUAAGCUGCUACUUAAAGAGAAGAAUAAAACUGAAUCAACUGUUAAGGUUGAGAAGAAAGUUAUUGUUAGAGACAGUGGAAAAAAUAGUUUAUUAGAAAAAGAAAAUGAAAUACUUCGUAAAGAAAAUGCAAAGAUUCCUAAGUUGGAGAAGGAAAUAGAAAAUCUUCGCAAAGGACAAACUGGAGUAGCAACAUCAGAAAAUAAUUGUGAUAGCCUUCUCAAAGAUAGAACCACGAUAAUUAAUUUGGAGAAAGAAAUUGAAACCCUUAGGCAGGAAAAUUCUAAUAUUUCAAGGUUGCAAAAACAAAUUGAAAUCCUUUCCAAAGAAAAUGCUAAACUGUCGAAAUUAGAAAAAGAACUCCAAACCCUACGUAAAGAAGAUACUAAGAUGACAAGGUUGGAGAAAGAAAAUGAAUCUCUGAGAAAAGAUAACGCGAGGGUACUAGCCUUGGAAAAAGAAAUUGAAACCCUUCGCAUCAAGAAUGCUAAAAUAGGAUUUUUGGAGAGAGUGAACAAAACACUACGCGAAGAAAAUGCCAGAAUUCAAAACAACAAUAAAGAAGGUCUACUAACCAAUCUUACUUCAAUAGAAGAAAAGGAAAAAUCUAAGAAGAGUAACUCGGGAAGAACUAGGUCAGUAUCUAAUAGAAACAGCGAUUGGAGCGACCACAGCGGCGCUGAAAAUGACAUAUUUGAGGACGCUCCGAUGUCGCCACAACCAAGUGACAAAAUCGUUGCCAAGAAUCCCUUACCAGCCGAUAAAAAUAUAGUGCGCCGCGAAUCUGAAAACGAUAACAGCAACGAAGUCGUUAGUGUUGAUACUGGCCGGGGAUCCUCGCUGGCUUACUCUGAUAAUGAAAAAGGCUUCCAUAGUCCAGGAUAUUUUUCAAAUGAUAGUCCCUUAAAUGGAGAAAGUAUUGACAAUAAAGCAAAUAACAACAAUACACCUCAAAGGAUAGUUCAAAUUAUUGUACAGGAUGAGAAUAAUGAUAUGAGCAAUUCUGACAAAACAACUACUAGACCAGGAGAGACAAACACAGAGCUUCUAAACCAAAUUAGUAUGGUUGAAGGAACCCGUAAUAAGACCUGUGUGAUCCAAGAAGAAUCCAUUAAUUUACAAAAUUCGAAUAACAUGACCCCUAAAAAGCAUACACAGGGUGUUCUUGAAAAAGAAAGUUUAGAUUUACACAAUAGCAUGCAACAAGAAGCGCGAAUUGACGCCGAAGUAGAAAAUAUAUUUAGUACUAUGAAACUGAACUAUCAUGCUGUAUCUCCAAUACCAAGAACACCCAUAAGGGUCAGAGGCAAUGAUUCCACCAAGAAAUCUAGUGAACCCAGUGAACAGAUCAUGAGAUGUAUGUAUUUGAGUAAUAAAACUGAUCAUCUUUUGACAAAACUAAAGGGAUACCUACAUAAAUGUACUGCAGAAUAUUUUUGUAAAUUUAAUCCAAAUCUAUCUCACCAAAAUUCAAAGUUUUUGAACAGAAAGGUCAAAGGUGGUAGAGACUUCAGCGCUGUACAUAAUAUUGAUAAGUUAAUUCAGUGCUUUGAAGCAAUCUUAAAAACAAAACAAAUUCUAACUGAAGACUGUAAUAAAUCCUACUUGGAUGUGUCAGAUAGAGUAUGUGAGAACUUAUUGAUAAGAAAUGUAACAGGUCUUGGAACAGAUAGUUUCCAUAACAAGCAAGGGGAAGCUAGAUCCAUUAGACAGACAAUAUCUCCUCCGAUCUGUUCUCCUCUGCCUGUGCUACGAGAUGUUCAACGAAAAGAACUUGUUCAGAACGACAAUACAUUAGUUUCGGCACAUGCAACAUUACCAGAGAUUAACAAAGAUGUUCUCCAAGAUAAACAAAAGAAAGCUAGAUUAGCUUCAAUUAACCCUCCCAUGUCACCAGAAUCAAAUCAAAACCACAAUGAUGCUAUGCAGGAGGACCAAUCAGACACACAAUUAUUGCCUCCAGUUAUAAUUGUCUCAUCGGAACCAGUGCAAAAUCAAGACAGAAGCACAUUGUUUUCAAAUGAUGUAUCAAUGUCGUCAGACCCUAAGAAAGGUUGCCAAGAUGCUUCACAGGAUAACCAAAAGGAAACCAGGCUAUCUUUUGAUAUUAUUCCUGUUUCACCAGCAGCAUUGGAAAAGCCAAAUAAUGUGAAGCAAGGCAAUCAGAGGAGAACCAGAUUAUUUUCCAAUGAUUCACCCACAUCACCAAACACAGUGCAAAACAACCAAGAUGCUUUGCAGGAUAACCAAAGAGAAGUCAGGUUAUCUUCCGAUAAUAUACCCGGCUCCCCAGAACCAGUGCAAAAACAAAAUAAUGUAAGGCAAGGUAAUCAGAGGAGAACCAGAUUAUUUUCCAAUGAUUCACCCAUGUCACCAGACACAAUGCAAAACAACCAAGAUGCUUUGCAGGAUAACCAAAGAGAAGUCAGGUUAUCUUCUGAUAAUAUACCCGGUUCCCCAGAAUCAGUGCAUAAACAAAAUAAUGUAAGUCAAGGUAAUCAGAGGAGAACCAGAUUAUUUUCCAGUGAUUCACCCACAUCACCAGACACAAUGCAAAAAAGCCAAGAUGCUUUACAAGAUAACCAAAAGGCAGUCAGGUUAUCUUCUGAUACAACACCUGUUUCCCCAGAAUCAGUGCAUAAACAAAAUAAGGAAAAGAAAAGUAAUCAGAGGAGAGCCAGAUUAUUUUCCAAUGGUUCACCCAUGUCACCAGACACAAUGCAAAAGAACCAAGAUGCUUUGCAGGAUAAACAAAAGGAAGUCAGGUUAUCUACUGAUACCACGCCUGUUUCACCAGCAUCUGUGGAAAACCAAAAUAAUGAAAUGCAAAGAAAUAUCAGGAGAACCAGAUUAUUUUCAGAUGAUACACCCAUGUCACCAGACACACAUGAUAACCAAAAAGAGGUCAAGUUACCUUCUGAUAAUAUACCUGUUUCCCCAGAAUCAGUGCAUAAACAAAAUAAGGAAAAGCAAAGUAAUAAGAGGAGAACCAGAUUAUUUUCCAAUGAUUCAUCUAUGUCACCAGACACAAUGCAAAAUAGCCAAGACCCUUUGCACAAUAACCCGAAGAAAGAUACUACACCUGUUUCACCAAGACCUGUACAAGACCAAAAUAAUACUUUGCAAAGUAACAGAAGGAGAACCAGAUUAUUUUCAAAUGAUUUGUCAAUGUCACCAGACACCAAGCAAAACAAUCAAGACACUUCGCAAGAUAACCCGAAGAAAGAUAAUACACCUGUUUCACCAAGACCAGUACAAGACCAAAAUAAUACUCUGCGAGGAAAACAAAGGAGAACCAGACUAUUUUCAAAUGAUUCGUCAAUUUCACCAGACACUAAGCAAAACAACCAAGACACUUCGCAAGAUAAACAAAAGAAAGACAUUACACCUGUUUCACCAAGACCAGUACAAGACCAAAAUAAUACUUUGCAAAGUAACAAAAGGAGAACCAGACUAUUUUCAAAUGAUUUGUCAAUGUCACCAGACACCAAGCAAAACAACCAAGACACUUUGCAAGAUAAACAAAAGAAAGAUACUACGCCUGUUUCACCAAGACCAGUACAAGAACAAAAUAAUACUUUGCAAAGUAACAAAAGGAGAACCAGACUAUUUUCAAAUGAUUUGUCAAUGUCACCAGACACAAUGCAAAAUAGCCAAGACACUUUGCAAGAUAAACAAAAGAAAGACAUUACACCUGUUUCACCAAGACCAGUACAAGACCAAAAUAAUACUUUGCAAGGUAACAGAAGGAGAACCAGACUAUUUUCCAAUGAUUCAUCUAUGUCACCAGACACAAUGCAAAAUAGCCAAGACACUUUGCAAGAUAAUCCGAAGAAAGAUACUACACCUGUUUCACCAAGACUAGUGGAAGACCAAAAUAAUACUUUGCGAGGAAAACAAAGGAGAACCAGACUAUUUUCAAAUGAUUCAUCACCAGAACCCAAACUGAACUGCCAAAAUGGUUUGCAAGAUAGUCAAAAGAAAGUUAGGUUAUCUUCCGAUACUUUACAUAUUUCACCAGAACCAAAGCAAAAACACGAAGUUUUGCAAGAUAAACAAGGAUUACUGUCAAUAACUAUACCGAUGUCACCAGACUCAAUCCAAAACAAAAGGAAAACCAGGUUAUCUUCUGCUACUUCACCAGUAUCAACAGCAUCAACACAAAACCCCAGCAAUAUUGUGCCAGUCAACCAAAGAAAAACAAGAUUAUCGUCAAUUACUUCACCCACAUCACCAAGACCAACCAACUCAGAAGAUUUGCUAAAUAACCAAAGAAGGACCAGACUAUCGUCAAAUUCUGCACCUUUGUCACCACCAAUCGAAAGUCGCAAAGACGAUUUGCAAAAUAAUCAACGAAAAGCCAGAUUAUCUUCAGUCACUUCACCCAAGUCACCAGCACCGAUACAAACCCUUAACCAUGCUGUUUCUGAGGAAUCAAUUACAGACGAUGAACCUAUAAUAAAUUUAGGUAAUGCUUAUCGUUCACAAGAUAGCGUAGAGAUGAACGAAUUGUCCAUGAAAGAUAGCACAGUAAAAAAAGCUAAAACCAAAAAGAUAACUAAAUUAGAUAAGCUCAGAAAGAAUCUUGCGCCAAAAUAUAAAAUUAGAAGAGAAACAUCUCCAGUAAAAUCUCUUAUUAAACCCAAACACCUAACCCCUAUCAAGAAGCAAGUGUCCGCGAAUGUAACAUCCGCAUCUCUAAAUGACAAAGAUGUCUAUGAAAAAGCUGUGAAAAUAAUGGCAGAAUUAAAUUCCCAAAAGCUUAGCAAAGCCAUGAAAUCGCCGACCAGAUGUACUAAAGAACCAAUGUCUCCCAAACCUAAGAAUAACAUGGAUAUACAAAUUGACAGUUGUAAUGAAAAUAAGACAUCUCAAAAUAGUUUGGUUACAACUAGAAACAAACGAAAGCUUUCUGAAGUAACAGAUCAGUGCAGCGUGGUUUUAACAAAAGACCCAUUAUUAUUAAUUAUGGCUUGCGAAGCUAAAACGUCUCCGACAAAAACAAAAGAUGAUAACGAAACAUCCGACGACACAACUUCAAGGAAAAGACGCAGACUCUCCUCAAAUGAUUCUGUAGUAAAGUGUAAGAGGAUUUUGCGAAGUUCUGCUGUACAAUUAAGAUCAAGUACAGAGGAUAAUGUUGAAAUAUCUAAUACAAAUGACGAAAGAACUAAGGGAACAAGUACAGACCCAACUACCGAGAAAAUAAAAACUACUUCGACUACCUGUGAACCUAAGCCACUGGUGGCUGAUACCCAAAAAGACGAGAAUAUGAAGAAAUCUGAUGAUCAUCAUCAACUUAACACCUAUGACGAUCUUGAUCUAUUUGCUGAAGAUAUACAAGUUGAAACACCAUCAGUUUCAGUAAAGGAAAUAGAUUCUAAUCCAUCAACAGCUUGUCAACCAAAAGACAGCAUCUUGUGUUGUAUGUUAGAAAAAUAUGGCACAGCUAGUGUGAAGCCUUUUGCUAAGAAAAUACCAGAUUCAAAAGUCAAAUUAAUUUGUGAAAAAAUCGAACAAGAAGUAGCCACAAUAUCAGAACUACCAUUGAACGACACGAAAAAUGCAAUGAACACAUUUGUGGCAGAUUUGCGAAAGCUUAACUACAAGGUCUUCAUAUCUGGCCUAAUCAAGUAUUUGACGAAGCCAGAAAGAAAACUGGAAUUGUUUGCAAAACAGUCUUCUCCAGCUGCUCCAGCAAUGACUAAAGCUGAACAAAUUUUGCUGUAUGUCAUAACACAUCUCAAAACACACUGGCCGACCGUAGACAUUGUCGACGCUGUGCUAUCCAGCAUAGAGUAUGCACUGUUCAAAUUAAACAGAACACCAGAAUUUGAAGUCAUUGAAAGUACAUCCCAUUUCUAUGCGCUCCUUUGUAGAUAUUUCGGAGCGAAAAGUCGAUUGAGACUUUUUAUUUUAGAUGCCAUGUAUUGUAUUCAAUUUAAAUCUGUACCCUUAAUUAAACAAUGUCUGGAAGUUUGGAUGCAUAUAAUUCCAUUGGCACAUAUGGGAAUUGCUAAAAAUCCAUUGGUGACGUGUUUAGUGUACCUUCUCCAUUUCUAUAAAUGCGAUGACAAAUUCAACCGCGUGCAAGAAAUAAGAAAUAUAUUAAGUCGGCGAUAUUUCUAUCAAAUCACCGAUUGGAAUGAAACUAAAAUCUUAGAAAUGUUUAAAAACUCCAUCAAGGAUCUAAAAGACAUUCCCAUUGAAAACAAAAUGCUAAGACUGGCUUUGAUUAUUCUGGCCAAGAGGCACGGUCCACGAUGGUGUCAAAAUAAUAUUAUCAAGAAUCUUCUCCAACCAAUGAUAGAGAAGGAGAAUGUGCCAAAUUCUGUGAAGGUGUUCUGUGUUUCUAUGAUUGGACCCCUGAUGAAGCCUUACCCGGUUGAUAUGAAAGUGCAUUGUGAAAUAGCCAUAAAUCAACUUAUAGAUAUUCUCAAUAAUAACCCAUCUCCACAAAUGGAAGAAGCAGCCAUCAUGAGCAUGAUGUUCAUCAACAGACAUGAUCAAUAUAGUACGAACCAAAUUCUUCUAACACGUAAAAUGAAACCUAUGUCAGCAGAAUUAGAGAAAACUCUACGCGAUUACGUAAAAAGGAAACCAUUGCAAGUUUGGAAGAAAACUUUGUCAAAAAUAGCACGAUAAGUUAAAAGUAGGAUUAAAUUGUAUCAUACUUAGUUUUCGGGGAUUUUAGUGCAGCAGAACAUUUUAUAAAAAUGGCUGAUAAGUGAUAACGUUCUUUGUAAAUAAUUAUGUAAGUGUUUCUCCACCUCAUAAGUGAUGGUUAAUUUUGUGAUUUAAGUAAGUCAUUUUUUAUUGGAGGUAAAAAUAUGGCCAAGAAUUGAUUUCGAGGCAGUUAUUUCUACCUAAUUGAAGUACCUUUUAUAUUUAAAUCUCAUCACUUUGUAAUAUUCCAUUAAUUUCAUGUCAUUGUGUGUUAUAGUUUAAAGUACGUAGAUGAUAGCAUUCGAUCUCAAAUUAUACAUUGUAUUAAAUUUGUAUCUUGGGGGCUGCAUUUUAUUGAGCAGUAUUGUAGCAAGGCGUUACUCAGUGAGUGGUUUUGUAAUGCUGUCAUCUGUUCUAAGUCAAUAUGUAUCCUUCAAGUUUUCCUAGUUAGGCAAAUUUCAAUUUACUGCUCAAAGCAGUUGUAGUGAAAUUACGAUAUCCACCUAGUUAAUACUUACCUCGCCAUGUGGCUCGCGAUGUUAUAAAAUUUUAAAAGUAAGACCAUGGCUUCAGGGUAACUAACUUUUCGCAUUAAGUAAAAGUAUUUUGAUUGUAAAUAUAUAUCGUAAGAAUAAAAAUUCGAAAUAAGUGAUAUGUAUAACCACUUGAAUCCUUAAUAUACUAAAUAAACAGUGUUUAAUGCA
Messenger RNA from Helicoverpa armigera (cotton bollworm), 7917 nucleotides. RefSeq lists its product as uncharacterized. The transcript has 11 exons. The coding region runs from base 149 to 7192 and encodes 2347 amino acids. The record is from RefSeq and is a predicted model, not a curated record. Lineage: Eukaryota; Metazoa; Arthropoda; Insecta; Lepidoptera; Noctuidae.